GCCAAGCGACUUCUGAAGAGCUUUCUUCUGCUGUCCUGUUAAUGUGCUGUGUGCCUUCACGUGCAGAUAGACUGUAAAAACAGGAUCCAUUAGGAAUUUUUAGCACUUUGAGAUACAACAAUGGUGGUGCAUAUGCUGUUCAAAUGGAUUGUAAAAGGGCUGAUUCUGUCUUUUCUGCUCAAAACUACUCUGUCCCUGAACCCGGAUGAUCCAAAUGUUUGUAGUCAUUGGGAAAGCUACGCUGUGACAGUACAGGAAUCUUAUGCUCAUCCUUUUGAUCAGAUCUAUUAUACAAGAUGUACUGACAUACUGAACUGGUUCAAGUGCACUAGACAUAGAAUAAGUUAUAAAACAGCAUAUCGAAGAGGACUAAGAACUAUGUAUCGGCGAAGAUCUCAGUGCUGCCCUGGAUAUUACGAAAGUGGAGACUACUGUAUACCACUCUGCACAGAGGAGUGUGUGCAUGGAAGAUGUGUCUCUCCUGACACUUGUCAUUGUGAACCAGGAUGGGGAGGUACUGAUUGCUCUAGUGGUUGCGAUAGCGAUCACUGGGGACCCCACUGCAGCAACCGCUGCCAGUGUCAGAAUGAGGCUCUCUGCAACCCCAUCACGGGUGCCUGCGUCUGUGCGGAUGGGUACCAAGGAUGGCGCUGUGAAGAGCUCUGUGACCCCGGGAGCUACGGCAAGGGCUGCCAGCUCAAAUGCCAAUGUCACAACGGAGCUACCUGCGACCAUAAAACGGGAGAAUGUCACUGUGCUCCCGGAUACACAGGGGUAUUUUGUGAAGAGCGCUGUCCCCCAGGCAGCCAUGGAGCCCAGUGUGAAUUGCGCUGCCCUUGCCAGAACGGAGGAGUCUGCCACCACAUCACUGGAGAGUGCUCCUGUCCUCCUGGAUGGAUGGGGUUGGUGUGUGCACAGCCGUGUCCUCCUGGAACAUUUGGAAUUAACUGCAGCCAGGACUGUCCAUGCCACAACGGAGGACAUUGUGAUCCUGUGACAGGAAAAUGCGUCUGUACAGCUGGCUAUAUAGGAGACAGGUGUCAAGAAGAGUGUCCUAUUGGGACAUAUGGCUUUCAGUGCACACAAAGAUGUGACUGCCAAAACGGUGCGAAGUGUUAUCAUGUAAAUGGAGCAUGUUUGUGUGACCCUGGCUUUAAAGGGAUUUACUGCCAAGAAAGAAUGUGUCCAGAAGGGUUUUAUGGCCUCAAAUGCAACAAGAGGUGUCCUUGCAAUAUUACCAACACUCUUAGUUGCCAUCCGUUGUCUGGAGAAUGUAGCUGCAAAGCUGGCUGGGCUGGACUCUACUGCAAUGAAACCUGUCCCCCUGGAUACUAUGGCGAGGGCUGCCAGCUCACCUGCCCUUGCCAGAAUGGUGCAGAUUGUGACAGCAUCACAGGGAAGUGUACGUGUGCACCGGGAUAUAUGGGAGAUGACUGCACCGUUACCUGCAUGGCAGGAACCUACGGAACCAAUUGCUUGUCAGUUUGCAAUUGCAAAAAUGAUGGUGCGUGUUCCCCUGUGGAUGGUCUGUGCUAUUGCAAAGAAGGGUGGCAAGGAGUGGAUUGCUCUAUUCCAUGUUCAAGUGGAAGUUGGGGUCUUAACUGUAACCAGACGUGUUUUUGCACAAACGGAGCGGCCUGCAGGCCGGCUGAUGGCUUUUGUCUCUGCUCACCUGGAUGGCAAGGGGAGUACUGCGACCAGCCGUGUCCUGAUGGAACAUAUGGUCUUAAUUGCAGUGAACGUUGUGACUGUAGCCAUGCAGAUGGGUGCGAUCCUGUCACUGGUUACUGCUGCUGUCUUGCAGGCUGGACAGGCAUCCACUGCGACAGUAUAUGUACCCAGGGCCGCUGGGGACCAAACUGCUCCAUCUCCUGCAACUGUGAGAACGGGGGAUCCUGCUCCCCAGAGGAUGGCACCUGUGACUGUGCACCAGGAUACAGAGGACCCUUGUGCCAGAGAAUUUGCCCUCCUGGCUUUUAUGGCCACCACUGCAGCCAGCCAUGCCCUCAGUGUGUGCACAGCAGCGGGCCUUGUCACCACGUGUCGGGACACUGCGACUGCUUGCCUGGAUUCUUUGGCGCUCUCUGCAACCAAGUCUGUCCCAGUGGAAAAUACGGGGAGAACUGUGGCGAGGUCUGUCAGUGCACCGAGAACGGGACGUGCAAUCCUAUUGAUGGAUCGUGUCAGUGUUUUCCAGGCUGGAUAGGGACAGACUGCUCUCAGACUUGUCCCACUGGUUUUUGGGGCCCUGAUUGCUUUCAUUCAUGCAACUGCCACAACGGAGCAAUGUGCAGCCCUUACGAUGGAGAAUGUAGAUGUACUCAUGGUUGGACGGGGCUCUACUGCACCCAGCGUUGCCCAGCUGCUUUUUAUGGAAAAAACUGUGCCAAUGUUUGUCAGUGUCAGAACGGAGCGGACUGUGACCACAUCACUGGCCAGUGCACGUGCAGGACUGGAUUUACAGGCAAACAAUGUGAGCAAAAGUGCUCACCAGGAACAUUCGGUUAUGGUUGCAAACAACUAUGUGAAUGCAUGAAUAAUGCUACAUGUGACCAUGUCACAGGUACUUGCUACUGCAGUCCAGGCUUCAAGGGAAUCCGAUGUGAUCAAGCGGCUCUUAUGAUGGAGGAAUUAAACCCCUAUACUAAAAUUAGCCCUGCUCUUGGAUCAGAGAGGCACUCAGUGGGAGCAAUCAUUGGAAUUAUUAUUCUCCUUCUAAUUAUUAUGGUCUUGCUGGCACUGUUUGUGUGGUAUCGACGGAAACAGAAGGAGAAGGGCCAUGACAUGCCAAGUGUAUCUUAUACACCAGCCAUGCGGAUGACUAAUACAGAUUACUCACUUUCUGGUGCUUGUGGGAUGGAUAGACGUCAGAACACAUACAUAAUGGAAAAAAGCUUCAAAGAUUAUAUGAAAGAAUCUGUGUGCAGCUCCAGCACUUGUUCUCUGAACAGCAGCGAAAACCCAUACGCCACCAUUAAAGACCCCCCCAUUUUAACAUGCAAACACUCCGAGAGCAGCUACGUGGAAAUGAAAUCGCCUGGUCACAGGGAGUCCCCAUAUUCCGAAAUGCCAACAUCAUCGAUGGCCAAUAAAAACAUCUACGAAGUUGAGCCCACCGUCAGCGUGGUCCAAGACGCCCGCGGUCGGAGUGCCAGUUACCUCCAAAAUCCAUACGACCUGCCUAGGAACAGUCACAUUCCUAGUCACUACGACCUCCUCCCCGUAAGGCACAGCCCGACGCACGGGCCAUCUUGGGACAAGCAGUCGUAA
This is a messenger RNA of Cariama cristata (Red-legged seriema), 3270 nucleotides long. RefSeq names its product multiple EGF-like-domains 11 (gene MEGF11). Gene Ontology annotation, cellular component: membrane. Gene Ontology annotation, molecular function: protein binding. The transcript is spliced from 23 exons. Lineage: Eukaryota; Metazoa; Chordata; Aves; Cariamiformes; Cariamidae. Bases 121 to 3270 code for a protein of 1049 amino acids. The record is from RefSeq and is a predicted model, not a curated record.